Messenger RNA from Nomia melanderi (Alkali bee), 3259 nucleotides. NCBI's taxonomy places the organism in Eukaryota, Metazoa, Arthropoda, Insecta, Hymenoptera, Halictidae. The record is from RefSeq and is a predicted model, not a curated record.
ACUGAGUAUGACUCAAUUUAAUUGCAUUGACUGAUACAAUGAGUCUGAGCUAUUUAGAUUCUUUAAAGUAUUAUAUUAUAAUUUUUUAACAAAUUUGUAAGUUAAUUGUUGUUUCAUGAAAUGUAAUAUUUACCACUUGGGAAGAGCGAUAAAUAAUGCCUGUGUAACUUUAAAAUUAUUAAGCAACGAAUUAUAGAGUCAUUCCCAUAAAAAAUUAAUUAUUGUAUGAGAUCAUUGAGACAUACUGUAAUAAAGAAGUGACAUAAUGUCGCAAAGUGCAGUUUGUUUGGAUACAGAAUUGAGAAAAUUGAGACCAGCAGAAUUAUACACACUUGGACAAAUAUUAAACAUAUAUGAUUCAUGGAAAAAAUUAAUGGCUAUUAUACCAAAGAAAGAAAACUGUGAACUUCCUAAAUUUAAUACAGAACAUUUCAGUAUGAUUGAGCAUGCUGCACGACAACAAAGAAGAAAUGCAGCAGAAAUAUUUUUAGCAGAAUGGGGAACAAUGGGUAAACAGAGACCAACAUUACGUGUUCUAUUAGAACUUUUAGUAAAGGCAGAGUUAUUUAGAGCUGCUGAUUAUGUAGCGGGCGACAUAUUGAAAGAGGAACUACCAAAACGACCAGAAUGUGGACCAGCAGCUCCUGUAGAUAUAUCAGAUGAAGAAAUACAAAAAUUGUUAGAGGAAAAGUUGGGAUCACAAGAUAUUGAUUUUAACGAGUCUCUAAUAUUUGGAUUACCUUCUGACACUAAUGAUAAUAAAAUGAUCAAUCCUAAUGCAAUUGACAAUGUGGUGAACGAUAAUACACUAGAAAGAAACAUGCAGUCAACAAAACUGGUUUCUAUGAAAGAAAAACACCAUAAAAAGUGUUUGGAAAAUGUUGGAAAUCAACAACAAGAAAAUAUUGAAAUAUCUGAUUUGAUGAAAUUUAGUAAUGAACAUAAUAUAGAAGAAUGUAGAGUUUACAAUGAUUCCAAUGGAUCAAAGCAACCUGUAAAUAAUACAUUCAACACAAACAGUUGUAACUCACAGGAAUGUGUAUUUAACAAGCAUGAACUACCGUCUUCUGAUUUACCUGUAUUUCUAAAUGAAUUUGGACAGAACGUGAAACAAACGAAAUUAAACGGGGAAGUGACGUCAGAUGAACUUCCAGCUUUCUUGAACAGUAGUAUGUCGACGUCUGAUAGUAAUACACAAAUUAAUUCCAUUAACGAUUCGUUAAAUUUUUCUAAUUUAAAUCUUAAUCAGAAUGAAGUGGUUUCUGCAGAAUUGCCUCAGUGCAUUGUUGAACUUGCAAUUAAUCCAGACAUUAUUUCUAAUGAGGAAAAUCUAAUACAAAAUACAUUGGAUUCUCAAGAAUUGCCUAUUACGGUUUUAGAAUAUAAUGAUUAACAUAAUUAAUUUUUCAUCCAUAUUUUAAUAAAGGAAACUCUUAUUUUUUUUAUACAUUUGUCGAAAUACAUUCGAGCUUUGGUUUAAAGCAAUUUUUUAUAAAACGAAAUGCAAACAAUAUACUAUAAAUGUUCUUAGAAAACUAUAGACAUGAGUAUACAUCUAUUUAGAACUCGAUAAGAAUAAUAUAAUAAUCUUAUAUGUAUGUUAGAACUAAAAUGUCCAUAUAAAUACUUCAUAAUUUGUACAUAUAACUAAACAGCGUUGUAACGUGAUUUAUAUUUAUAGUAAUAUAUUCAAUUUUAAUACAAAUCUUAUGUUAAAAAUGAUAUAUUUUCUUUAGCAUCAUUAUAUACACACAAUGGUAAACAUGUUUCAAGAAAUAUCGCGAUAUUGUGAUAUAAUUAAAUUUAUCGAUACAAAGGAACCCACGACACAUAUCACAUCGUACAGCAAUACAUGAAAUAGAUGGACGAAAGUUUGGACAUGAUAGAAACAUUUAUUAAGUCUUAUUAGAUUUGAUAAGGAAUACAAGUUACCUAUAAAUGCAGGUGUAAGUCUGUGUCUACCCAUCACUAUUAUUACUCUCAUUCAUAGUAAAGUACAGGCUUUGAAGUUCCCUAAGAUUGUUUUCUAACGUGGCAACUUCAUCAUAUCUGCAAUCAUCCUUAGCUUGUUUGAUGUAGGCUUGAAGAUUACUCAUUUGUUCAAUUAUAGGAUCCAUAGAGGAAGGCAUCUUAGGUGUGACAUUAGCAGGUCCCCAACCUUGAGACUGAUUCAAUACCACCACCGGCUGUACAAAUAAUGUUAUCCAUUGAAACGGAUAUAAGAGUUUAGGUUUUAAUUUUUUUCUAUUAGAUCAGUAUUACCUGAUUUUCUUUCACAGAAGGUCGGAUUUCAUUGUUCCAGGUUUCCCUUUUACGCAAGUCUUUCAAUUUUUCUCUUUGUUCUUCUUCUAGCUGUCUUUCAUAUGCAAUUCUUGCUUCUAAUUGUUUUUCACGUUCUUUCUGUAGCUCUGUGUAUCUUUCUUCUGAAGGCAAAGCUUGUAUAGUUAAUAAUUCUUCUUUUAAAAAUAUCAUUGCAGAUACUCUGACCAUCUGAUGCAAUCUGAGUUCUUGUCCUUGUGGAGGGUUCUCCACACAUUUCGUGCCCAGUACUGAAAUGCGUUUACUGAUCGAAUCUAUAUUUUCACCUAGUUUUGCAAUUUUAACUCUUAAAGCUUGCGCGUCUUCCAGAUUAUACGUAGUUUCUCCUUCGCUGAAAAAUGAAUUGUAAUUAAUAUAAUGUUACAAACGUUUAUUUUAUAAUAUUUAUACAAAUACCUGAGAGACUCCCACAUUUUGUUGUACAUUUUUACAUGUUGAGAUGCUUCUUCCAUAUAACCUUUCAUUUUUUCAUAAAAUUGACAUAAAAUCGGUUUAUCGAAGUGCUUUGCUUUUUGUUUUUCUCUUGCAUCAAGUAAGUUUGCACAGUGUAUGCAUAUUCUGAAAUGCUGGUCACCGGCUGCUGGAUCAUUAACUAACGACAGAACGCUAUUUAAACUAUCAUUAGACGGUGACAUAGCCAACUUUGUAAAACCAAUACCUGCACGUACUAAACGCUCUGAAAUGGGCUUUUCAGAUGUAGGAGAUACCGCAGAUUCAUCUUGUACAGUCACAGGACUUGUCAUUUUUCCUAUAAGUUAAUUACUAUAUUUCUUUAAGCUGUAACCUACUUGUUAUUUUGAUCAGUACUUUCAAACUUACUUGCAUCUUGUAGAGAUAAAAAUACUGUACAAUUGUGGCACAUUACAGCUCCACAAAGUCUACAGUGAUGUUUUCUUCUAGCAAUAUGAAAACUUUUUGCACAGUUAGGACAUAAUUUUAC